AUGCCAGUUCAACACCUGUUUCCUUGCCCACUCCUCCCAGCAGGAUUUCCAGUUUCCAAACCAAACAUCCUCUCCCAGCUGGAACAAGGGGAGGAGCUGUGGGUCCCUGAUCUCCAGGGCCACGAGGAAAGGGAGAGCCCAAGCAAUGCCCACACAGGUGAUGGGACAGUGAAUGAGAUCGAGGAGGAGAAUCCUCAGGAGGAAGGUCCUGAGCGAGUGGAACUGCAGGGGACGGUAUCGGGAAGAGGUGAAGGAGAUGUUUCCCAGAGUCCUGAGGAGAGAAAGGCCUGUGAGAGUCAGAGCAGCACAGAGAAGCAUCAGGGAAACCACUCAGAAAGGAGAUGGAGUAAAUCCACUCACAGAGGCAGAGGAGUCCAGAAAUUCAAAGAAACUAUUCAACAGAGAAUCCCCAUUAGAGAGAGACCCUACAAGUGCAGUUACUGUGGGAAAAGCUUCCAGUACAGAUCAGAACUUCUAGCACAUCAGAUAUUCCACACAGGAGAGAAACCCUAUGAAUGUCCUCACUGUGGAAAAAGUUUCAGUCAGAGCUCAGCCCUUAUUCAACAUCAGAGAAUCCACACAGGAGAGAAACCCUACAAAUGUAAUGAGUGCAGGAAAAGCUUCCGUUUGGGCUCAGACCUUCUAGCACAUCAGAGAAUCCAUACAGGAGAAAAACCCUAUGAAUGCCCUGACUGUGGAAAAAGCUUUCGACGGUGCUCAACCCUUGUUUCCCAUAAGAGAAUCCACACAGGAGAGAAACCCUACAAAUGUAAUGAGUGCGGGAAAAGCUUCCGUUUGGGCCCAGACCUUUUAGCACAUCAGAGGAUCCAUACAGGAGAGAAACCCUAUGAAUGCCCUGACUGUGAAAAAAGCUAUCGACAGCACUCAGCCCUUGUUUGCCAUCAGAGAACCCACACGGGAGAGAAACCCUUUAAAUGCCCCCAAUGUGAGAAAAGAUUCACUAGGAAGUCACACCUUAAUCAACAUCAGAGAACCCACACGGGAGAGAAGCCCUACGAAUGCCCUGACUGCCAGAAAAGCUUCAGUCAGAGCUCAAGCCUUAUUCAACAUCAGAGAAUCCACACAGGAGAGAAACCCUAUAAGUGCCAUGACUGUGGGAAAGACUUCUGUGACAGAUCAAGCCUCCGCAGACACCAGAGGAUCCACACAGGAGAGAAACCCUAUAAGUGCCAUGACUGUGAGAAAAGGUUCAGUCGGAACUCAAGGCUUAUUGGACAUCAGAGAACCCACACAGAAAAGAAACCAAAUAAGUGCCAUGAGAGUGGGAAAGGCUAUUAUGAUAGCUCAAGCCUCAGCAGACACCAGAGAAUCCACACAUGACACAAACCCUAGAAAUGUCUUGGCUGAGGAUGGGCUAUGUCAGUAAAACCUUUGCCGAUUCCCACAUAUCUAAGCAGGUCAGGCCAGGCUGAAGUGGCCCUGUAAUGAGGACAUGUCAUUGUACUUAAAGCAGAGAGUAGAAUCACUUUUCUGGAACAGAGCUGGCACAGCAAGAGGCUGGCCUGAGAUAAUCAAAUCCCAUCGCAACAUGGGACUCUUAUUACUUCUGGAGAAGCUCUCAACAUCCUCUAUUCAGGUCCUACAUUUAAAUUUUGAGUUCUACACCUAGGACCCUAUUUUUAUCAUAUACUGGGACUUCUAAUUUCUUCUUGAUAGUGUUUUAGGCUGGGAUCCACUAGAGGACUUGGGCGCUGGGACACUGAACAUUCCAACACAUACAUUUUAGGCACCUAGAAGAUCACAGGAACAAAACUGAGAUCCAUAAACCCAAAUCAAGUGACUAGGCUCUCAGUACAAUCAAUUGGGUGAGAUGGGCAUCUUAGAACUGGAUUCACAAUAGAAUCAGAAUAAUAGAAUAUCAGGGUUGGAAGGGACCUCAGGAGGUCAUCUAGUCCAAACGCCUGCUCAAAGCAGGACCAAUCCCCAGACAGAUUUUUGCCCCAGAUCCCUAAAUGGCCCCCUCAAGUGGGUGGGAAGCCACUUUAUCUAGCCAACAAGAGAUGCCAACAAGGGGUAUGUCCUAAACCCUGCCCCUCUGACAGAGAUAGGCACCUAUCUCUGUUUGUGCUUUAUGAACUAGUGAAAUUAGACACUUCCCUGCCAGUGAAACCCAUCCCAGUAUGCUUGUUCAGAGGCCAGCUAACUUCCCACAAAACACUGGGGGUGGGGGUGGUAGAAACUCACUCAUAACCUUUAACCCCGUGGUUGGGGUACUCGCACACAAUGUGGGACGGCCCCAGUUCAAGUCCCUCUUCCACUUGAUGAAGCAAAGUGAUAUGAACAGGGUCAUCUGCCUUUCAGGACAGUGCCCUAACCAGUAAGGGUAUGUCUACAGAGCAGCUAGCCACCCCCAGCUGGCCUGUGCUAGCUGACUUGGGCAUGCUGGGCUGUUUCAUUGCUGUGUAGAUAUCCAGGUUUGGGCUAGACCCUGAGCUCUGGGACCCUCCCACCUCACAGAAUCCUAGAGUCCUUGCUCCAGCCUGAUCCCAGAAAUCUACAUGCAAGGAAGGAGCCCCCCAGCCUGAGCCCCUCAAGCCCAAGGCAGCUGGCACGGCCAGUCACAUUUUGUUGUUGUUGUAUAGACAUACCCUGAGCUAAUGAAUAUUCUGAUGUGGGACUGAGUCAGUCUCUCCCGGUGAAGCAUUUCCCGUGUGUAAAUAUUUAAAUAGUAACGUGGCCAUAGAGAGCGAGAGAGUGACUGACUCUGCAGCCUGGGGGUUAGGGCAUCUGCUGUUAAAGUGGGCUGACCUUGUGUUUAGUCCUCAUAUUCCAAUGACUCUUUAAGUUUCCCUGAAGACUGUAGCCAGUAUAUGUACAGAGAUGUGAAGUAAGGCAGUAAUGCAGUAGACUACAGGUCUUAAACCUGUAAGACAGUAGCUGAGGCCUAAGGUCAAAGCCUUCACAUAAGCAGCUAACCCAUAAAUAACUUUACAUUAUAAGAUGUCACAAGCUAGAGUAAUAUUAUAAGUAAGUGUUGCUAAAUUGCUGAUAGGUGACCACAAGCAGCCUGUUUAUACCAGCUUCAGGUAUUUUUAAGUUAGGAAUAUCAGCAGAUGUUUACCAGAAUCCCAUGGUAACUAACAGACAUAUAUGCUAAUAAGUUUGAGGUAAUGGAUUUUGUGAGCUUUGGAAGAAGGGCACCCCAACACUGAUAGGGUGAGGAAAUACGGAUUAGGAAAAGAGGUAGAAAUCACUAUUUAAAAUGCAUUGGUAUGACCAGCAUUAGCUAACCUUUGAGAAAAGGUGGAACUUGGCCUGUCCACUCCAGGGAGGUUUUCCUGGAACCUGUCAGGCCAAAGGACCACUUGUGGGUCCUCUAAGCUAGUUGGGGGCUUCCUAGCAAAAGAUGGUGUGAGUAUGCAAAUGAUCUCAUGCCAGAGAUUGUCACAUUUUAUAUUGCCUCUAUUUACUGUGCUAAGUGUAGUGCUUGUGACCGUAGUAUUGCACUAACAAAGCUGUUACAAAUUCAGAAGGUCUUUCCGAGGUGUCUGUGUCUCUGCCCUACCUGCAGGGGUCCUCACUAUCAAAAGGACUGUGAUAUUGUUCCUAAGACAGAAGCAGAACUCAGUCAAAUAAGAGUUGUUGCACUGGGAAAUCUAAAUAACCAAUAAAUCAGGCAACAAGACAGACUGCUAAGUCUUACCGAAGAAGAAGAAGACUGCACACCAAACAACAGAAGGAAGGAUGAGAACUUCCACCUGCUUAAAAAUUCAGAAAGGUUUAGGAAAUCAAUGCUUAUUGCUAAAAUUGCAUGGGUAAUCUCUGUGCUUGGAAGGAAGUCAGAAUUUGGCCUUCAGAAGCCUACUUAUUGUUGUCCUAGAACAAUGAACACAUAGGAGUUCAGAUCUAUUUCAUAACACCAAAGUUUUGGGCUGGUUGGAGUUCUUAACUGGAAAAUACCAAAGAUGUAUCUAUCUAACAACUUCCAUCAAGCUAUGAAAAAUAUCCUAGUUUCAAAUGAUGCAAAAGAAAAGAAUUGCAGUAGAACUAGUUUUAAAAAAUAGCGCCAACAAGCAGUUUAAAAUGGGGAAAAUGAAAUUCUAGGAUUUGAAUCUGACAUCAUUGUGGCUACAGCUGAUUUGGUACUGAUUAAAAGAGCAUGCAUUCACCUGUAAUUGUCAUUUAUUGUUCACAUGUUGUGUGUGUAGUGCUGAGCUACUUUGCUUGGCUUACUAAAUUAUUUGGCUUACUGAUUAAAAGAGCUACUCUUCAAAUCUUUGGUUUGAUGAGGCCAUAAUUAAAUCUCAGCUGUACUUACUGUGUUAUCAGUGCUCUAUGAAAAUUCAUCUUUUGAUGGUUAAUUUAGUUUUAUUGUCAUCUUUCAAUUCAAUUCCUAACCUGAAGUGCUGCUGACAAUUGAUCACUACCCAUUGAGCCUGAUGAUCUAGCCAGCUUUCUAUCCACUUUAUAGUCCAUUCAUCCAGCCCAUACUUCUUUAACUUGCCGGCAAGAAUACUGUGGGAGACUGU
Molecule: messenger RNA, 4490 nt
Organism: Mauremys mutica (yellowpond turtle)
Lineage: Eukaryota; Metazoa; Chordata; Testudines; Geoemydidae
Product: zinc finger protein 501-like
Exons: 3
Coding region: 1-1341 (446 amino acids)
Biological process (GO): regulation of DNA-templated transcription
Source: RefSeq, a predicted model, not a curated record